AUGCCAGAAGAAUGUAGUAUGAUACUACAUCAAAAAACAAGGCGCCUAAAAUGUGGGAUUAACCACCCACAAGGAUCUGGAGCCUUACUUAAACUAGGCUGUGAAGUUUAUUUUUAUCUACUGCUUCCUAUUGAUCAAAAAACCUGUCCUUACUAUAUCUUUCUUUCACAAGGUGUUCAUCAACAUCCACCACCACCAUUAACCAAGACCCCAGCACGAAUCAUUCAGUGUCUUGAAAAAAUCAUUUUCAAUACCCUCACACCUGAUAUGACAACAUCCACAUUUUUGAAGUCCCCUGCUCUCCAGCAGUUCUGCCAUGAUAAUAAUGCAUUUACCUUAGCAGAUGUUCAUCAAAGUUUGAAUAACACUGAUCGGGUUACUGCUAUAAUUCAAAGACAGAAGCUUUUACAUUUUCCUGAAGGGCAGCACUAUAAUGGAGUUGCCUUUGAAAUGCAGAUCAAUCCUCAGAUCAAGGAAUAUAUUCAGGCAAAGUACCAAGAUGACAGUGAAUUUAUGUUAAUCUGUGCAUUGAAGGAGCAAUUAGAGCUCCUUUUAACACUCAAGUCAUUUGAGGUUGAUAUGUCUUAUAAGCGGCUCAAGGCUGCUAAAUUAAAUGAAGUUGUUUUUACAACUUAUUUACCAAAUCAUGGCAAAAUUAUUACCUUAGUUCGAGUGUUCACCAAUCAAGAGAGCCCAAUUGGAUACUAUCGACUCUUUAAAAGAGUCUUUCAAGUUAUUGCCAAUGUGACUGGACAAUCAGUUUGCUUCUGGCAUAUCCAUCAAGAAGGCUUUCAAGGAAUUAUUUGUGACAUGGAUAAUAAACAAACUAGUGGGCUUGGAAAGUACUUAUAUGAGCUUGAUCCUUCACGUACUACUGAAGAACAUCUUCGUAGUACUAUAGUCUUUUGCCAGGUCCACUUUCAUCGAAAUAUUGUCAAGGCUGUUGGAAAUCAUCCCAAUCAGCAGGGAGUCCGUCAAAGAAUGGCAGGUUUAUUAACCUGUAAAUGUAUGGACGACUAUUACAAAUUACUUGAUUUAUUGCAAGCACAUGAGACUGAUAAUGCUGAUAAUGUCUUCCACUGGGCACAACACAAGCGAGAUCCAGUAAUUGCAGCUGGGUUAAAUAAGCACUGCUCAUUAAUUCCAUCUGAACAUUGGGAUUUUAUCCGAAACUCAACCAAUACUGCAGAGCAAACUCAUAAUAAAUCCUAUGCCUUUGGAAGACAGCAAUUACUACUGCCUGCAGUAAAAAGUGCCUGGAUUCUUGAUAAGCGAGAUAUUCAACAGUAUCUUGGACGUGAAACCUUCAGUAUAUUUCAUGCCAAUCGGACAACUAAUAUGGAAACCCAUUAUUUGCGUCAUAUGCAACGGGAUUUCUCCCGCAAGCGACAACACUCAUUCAGUUCACCUACUAUGGAUGAUGAUAAUAUUCAAUUACCAAGCACUUCUGGUAUAAUACCACCAUCUUUAAGGAAUGAACAAUCAUCACCUUCAGUAAGACAAUCUUCAAUUCGUGAACGAUCAUGGUCAAGGCAAUCCUCAAGCCGUGGAAGAACUCCAACCCGGUCCUCUUCCUCAGCACUUCGACGGGUUGCUUCUGCAAAUAUAGAAGUUCAACAGGCUCAACUUGAUAUUGAAAAGGAAAAAGUUGAGAUUGAAAGAGAAAGAUUGAAGCUUGAACAAGAACGGGUAAAGCUUGCAAGAGAACAGGCUGAGGUUCGACAACUUGAAUUGCAGAAUUUAGAACGGGAGAGAGAAUUAUACAAAAAAUAG
Molecule: messenger RNA, 1773 nt
Organism: Aspergillus chevalieri
Lineage: Eukaryota; Fungi; Ascomycota; Eurotiomycetes; Eurotiales; Aspergillaceae
Exons: 10
Coding region: 1-1773 (590 amino acids)
Source: RefSeq, a predicted model, not a curated record